AUGGCAAACCCAGCAGAGAACGCACCGCAGACGUCCACCGGGAUGGACGAAGCCGAGUGUGUAGCCGCCCUCGCAUACCUAGAAAAGCUGCAGGACCAGCUUCAAGACCUCCGCCUCACAAUGCCUCGCAUCCUAGGCCCCCUCCGAACGCCUCACCCAUCACCUGCAGCCCUGUACCAGGACUUCAGACACGCGUCUAUGAGCAGCGUGAAUGACCUCAAGAAGUUUCGAUCAACAUGGCAAAGCCCAGAGACACAAACACUGUUCGAGAAAGCCAAAGAGAGCCAGAAAGCGAAUCCCGACCUCAAAGCAAACAACGAUGUCCCACGAUAUGGCUGGACAGAGGAAUAUGAGUCCGCUGUGAAGAAAACAGCCAAAAGUGAUGAUGGAGCUUGGCCAGAGGAGUCUGAGAUGGAAUACCCUAGUAUCCUGGCGAAGUUCAAGGAGGACCAUCCGAAUUUCAAGGUCACAAUAGAAGCGGACAAUCGAAUUUUCAACAUUGGAUAUAAGGCCUCUAUGCUCUAUUUGAAGUUUCGCGUCGUUCGUGCCAAGGAAGCAAAUACAAAGCGUAAAUUCGACGUUGAAAAUUCCGGGGCUAUGGCUCUGUCCCCGGCCAUCACUCGAUGCCUAGCCUCAAGGCCUAACCCAGGUAGUCUGCGCAACUUGCUGGACAUGAUCGCCGCAUACACCGAUGUUAGAAAGACGCGCUGUGCUAAGUGCACAAAGCAGGUCGAUUCUUCGGGGCUGACUCCCGCUGCUCGGCGAAGGAAAGCCGUGGACAAGAGUGAAGCCCAAUCUGAGACAGUUUGGGAAUCCUUUCACGAAGGCUGUCUUUGA
Messenger RNA from Mytilinidion resinicola, 837 nucleotides. RefSeq lists its product as uncharacterized. Gene Ontology annotation, cellular component: mediator complex. The transcript has 4 exons. The record is from RefSeq and is a predicted model, not a curated record. The coding region runs from base 1 to 837 and encodes 278 amino acids. Lineage: Eukaryota; Fungi; Ascomycota; Dothideomycetes; Mytilinidiales; Mytilinidiaceae.